Messenger RNA from Acaulospora morrowiae, 636 nucleotides. The record is from the annotation of a GenBank genome assembly. Lineage: Eukaryota; Fungi; Glomeromycota; Glomeromycetes; Diversisporales; Acaulosporaceae.
AUGUCCCCGCCUACUAGAAGACAAACUCGCGUUUACACUACUCUCGCAUGCGAACAAUGUAAAAAAUCAAAGACUAAAUGUAUCCAAUUGACCAAUAUCCACGAGAGCAAUUUUCGCAAUAAUAACGAAAGUAAUAAGUGUUGGGACAAUAAUUACUCCGAUAAUAUAUUGGUCAAACAAGAACAAAAAGCGAAUAAAUUCACGAGCCCUAGUUCUACAAAUAAUUCCGAAAAAGGUACUUCCGGGAUCGAAGAAAAUCGGUACAAAAAAGACGAAAGAGAUAGUGAAAAAAAGAACCUUAAUGAAAUAGAUCCCGAUUCGAAUGAAAUCUCGGGGAUAAAUCAAUGCAAUCCAUCCAAAACCAAUGAAAUCUUGGAAAAUUCUCGAAUUGAAGCAAAUAGUUCGCAGAAUCAUCUUCCAAAUUUCCCCGUUUACCUAACCUUCACUGUUAACACAAACGCUAAUAACAAUAAUCAAAUAGAUGCUCCAGAUAGAUCCCCUUGUGAACGGUGCAUGAAGCGUAAUCUUAAAUGCGAAUAUGUGGUUUCUUCUAAAAAGCGUGGGCCUAAGACAAGGAAUGCUAAAAUGUUGGUAGAGAAUCUUGUUACUCGGGAGGAUGUUAAUGUUAAUUUAUAA